AUGGAAAACAUUUUAUAUUUUAGUAUUUUUUUAUUAUCAAUUAACCAUUCUUCUUUUCAUAUAGUUGAAUUAAGUAUAAUACUUAUAUCGUUGUACUUAACGAUUAGUCAACUGCCUGAUUUAGUCUUUCUGUUAUUGUAUAGAAAAAAUAAUUUUAAAAGGUUUUUUAAGAUAAAGUUUAUAGCUGUUGGAAUAAACUUCAUAUUAAAAAACAUUAAUAUAAUAGGAAUGUUGUUAUUAACAGAGUUAUUACUAUUAAGAGUGAAUGAUAAUAAAUUCACUGUAAAUUUAAGGAGAAAAAUAUUUCAUUUAAGUGCUUUUUUCAUCUUCUUAAAUAUAACAACUAACGAAAUGAAGUUGUUAUUGGGGUUGUUAGAGAAUUUUUUGUUUUUAAGUGAAAUUAAAUACACAAAAUACAUUUUUAGAAAAUUUUUAUCUGAUAAAGAUUUUGGUAAAAUAAUAUAUUCACAUAUUUUUUUGGCUGGAGGUUGUAUAUUACCUUAUUUUCACCUUAAUAGAUAUGAUUAUACAAAAGUAUUAAUAUCACUUUGCAUUAUGGAUAGUUUUUGUUCAAUAAUUCCUUUAUUAUUUUAUAAAAUAUCAAUAAAAAUAGCCUUAACUAAUAAAAAGACAAUCUUAAAACCCAACCAAUCAAAUAAGAAAACAAUUUUAGGAUUUGUUAGUGGACAAUUAGCUAGUUAUAUAACAGAAUACAUGAUAUUUAACAAAGUAAGUUUAUCUUAUCACUUAGUUAUGGGUAUAAUGGAAUAUAAAAUAAGUCUAAAUGAUAAUAUUACACUUCCUUUUUUAGGAACUUUAUAUUUAAAGGCAAAUAAAAAAUGA
This is a messenger RNA of Hepatospora eriocheir, 843 nucleotides long. The record is from the annotation of a GenBank genome assembly. Lineage: Eukaryota; Fungi; Microsporidia; Hepatosporidae.